UUUUCUUUUUUUUUGUGUGUGCUAACGCUGGCUUUGUUCCCCUUUCCCUUUUCGUCGACACAGCCAAAGCUCAGAGUGUGGAAGCAGAGCUCCUCAGCAUCCACCGUGAAGAAGCGAGUCAACUGAAGAAGCUCAUCGCCCAGAAGGAGGAUGAUUUGCACAGAACUGUUCAGAAAUAUGAACAAGUUUUACAGAGUCGAGAGGAGGAGAUGGGAGACCGAGUGUGGCAGGUCCAGAAAGAACUGGAGGAGCUGCAAGGAAGGUGCCAGGGCACUACUGAGAUGACCUCAGAAGAACUUCAGGCUCAGCUGGCCGAGAAGACGACUCUGCUGAGCGAGGCUCGGCUGAAGGAGCAGGGCUUUGUGGAGAGAAUUCGCUCGCUUGAGGACAAGAUUAAAUGUUUCCACCGGAGCACCGUUGUAACUCAUCUGGGGAGUACUUUCAAAGGUAAUGUUGACGCUGUGAAUCACUUAGUUCUGCUUCUAGAGCCUAUUUCCUUUUUUUUAGAUGAGCAAAGCAAAGAUGCCGUACAGAAUGCUUUAACACAACACGAUACCAUGGGACACUUAAAAACUCCUCUACAUACUCCUAUAGCACAUCUAG
Labrus bergylta (ballan wrasse) is the source of this 603-nucleotide messenger RNA. The record is from RefSeq and is a predicted model, not a curated record. Lineage: Eukaryota; Metazoa; Chordata; Actinopteri; Labriformes; Labridae.